AUGAUUGAUGUUUAUUAUGGUAUGAACAGCAACGUCACAAUUUCCAUUUGGAAUAAUGUGUUUGCAUGCAUUUUGUUAUAAUAAGCUUGGACAUUAUAUGACUUAAUUAUUUUUAUAAUAGUUUUGUUCGUGGAAACACCACAUAAAUUUAUUACUGCAAUUAAUAUGUUUCCACAAACAAAGCUAUUAUAUCUUUUGUCGCCAUGCAAACUUACAGAGAACUUACUAAUUAUUUUUAUUGAUGAGCUUUUGGCAAUUGAAUCUGUAGGCUAUAUAUAGAUUAGUUUUCAUUAUUAAAUAUGUAAUUCUUUAUAUCAGUGUAUGCUGGGAAUUAGCACAAAACGUGAACACUGCAGCAUUUUCCUGUUUUACAAUUAAUUAAACUGCGUUUAAUUUUUCAGAAAAUUUUAGCAUGAUUGUAAUUUUUACUGUCAUAAACCUUGAGCGUGAUAAGAAACUCUUGUUGCUGCAACAUCCACUUAUGCACUCUUUCUCAUAAUCUGAUUAUCAGGUGCACGAUAUUUACUGAUGAAUCAGCAUAUGCUACUUCAUCUGACAGAAUCAGUGCAGAACCAUGGUCCAUUAUGGUGCAAUUCCUUGUUCGUCUUUGAAGACUGGAAUGGUGAUAUAGGGAAUUAUUUCCACGGAACACAAAAUAUCCCAAGCCAGGUACAAUGUCAACUGAAUCAGUAAAUGACGAAUGUACAUGUUGUAUUUUUUUUGCAAUAAAAAUCAUACGUUACAUUAAUUUUCAGUGUAUGUCCAAAAUGCCUGCAUAUAGAAAAAGUAAUUUGGCAUUUUCUAUUUGUAGAUAAUGACAGCUGUCACUAUUAACCAGUCACUUCCGUCGUUAAUUGACAAGAUGCCUUCUGGGAAUGUAAAAGAUAUGGUGUUGAAAUUCCGUGGUUAUACUGAUAAGUACGUACAUUCAGUUAUGAAUUCUUCCCAAUAAAAACAUUGGCAGAAUCAAACUUUUUCCCUAUCUGUUUUACAUUGUAAAGCUAACAGUUUUACAUCACACAGAUUCAAACAAAGAGGGUUCAAGUUCAAUUUUUGCUCCAGUACUAAUCUCUACGUCAGCGGUCACUAUCCUGCUUCCACUUAAUUAAAGCUCUAUUUUCAUUUUUGCAGGACAAACAGAACUCAUUUGAAAGAUGAGUUUUAUGCCAUUGGUGCAUUAAAGAGAAGUGGCUUUGUAAACCCGCCUUAUGAAGAUGAUCUUUUAUUGUCUCUGGGUGUUGAAAGAAUUUCAGAACUUACGUUUUUCACACGUUUGCAAGCUGGCAAAGCAAUCUUUCACUCAAAGGAAUAUAAGAGAGCCACAAAAAGAAACAGUUACACGGUUGCACACCAGAAAGAAUCAGAAAUGUGCUAUGGGCAAGUUGAAGUGCACUUUAUAAAUUUUAAUGGACCCAUGGAAUGUGGUGCUGUUAUCGCUCCAAUGGCAAAGUCCAAUGAAGAUGUUGCAAGAAGUCACGAAGUGUUGGGGAAACUUGUCACUCAUAUUGUCCCAUUACAUCAGCCAAGAAGUAAGGAACAGUACGACAUAGUAGACAUUGACAACAUUGUAGAUGUAUGUCUUCAUAUGACGUUUUUGGACAGCGAGGUGAAAUAUGGGGCACAUUUUCCCAAUCAUUUGGAAAAAGAUUAG
Molecule: messenger RNA, 1651 nt
Organism: Paramuricea clavata
Lineage: Eukaryota; Metazoa; Cnidaria; Anthozoa; Malacalcyonacea; Plexauridae
Source: the annotation of a GenBank genome assembly